AGAUGACGUGCUUUACCGAAUCUUUUGCUCGUCAUUCUUUUUCUCUAAUCUUGGGUGUAUCUGGCUGGUUGCUGCAUUUUCAAUUCUGUGAAAUGAUGCCAUUUUUCCUGUCUCGGUUUACUAUCCAAUAAUUACAUAGGUGGACACUUUCGAAAAUGCACUUUGCAUGAUGCUAAUUGUUGUUUAUAGUGUUCACUUUGUGGUUUAUGCUUUGAUUAAUGGACUAUUUUCUCAUUACCUGAUGAGUUCAAUAUGCUGAGUAACUUUAUACAGCAUGUGGAAGAUGGCUGGGGUUAAACGAAGAGAAAUUGCUGAUUUGGAUGCCCAUGCUUUCCAUAGAGAACUGGAUGAAGUCUCAUGUCCAAUCUUCAUCGAACAUCCGCAGGAUGCUGUUCUCCUCUUGUGCAGCUCUUAUGAGAGGGGUUGCAGAUCAUACAUCUGUGAUACAAGUUACAGGAAUUCAAAUUGCUUAGACCAGUUUAAGAAAUUAAACCCACUGAAUUCUAUUACUUCUGAUAUGAACUUGAGAACGGAGUUUAUUGAAGGUAAUGAAAGUCAAAAUCUCGAUGAAAUAAAUAUCAAUUCACUUGGAGAAGGCAUUGUAGAUUCAGGGGAAUCUUUUAGGAGAAGAGUUGAAUUUGAAGUAGAUGCAGGGAAUACAUCAAACUCUAAAUCUAGUUUGAAAUGCCCUUUCUGUGGAGGGAACAUAGUCGGCUGGGAGGUUGUGGAAGAGGCCAGAAGAUAUCUAAAUUUGAAGAAGAGAACUUGUUCCAAGGAAUCUUGCUCCUACAAUGGGAAUUACCAGGAGUUGCGUCGGCAUGCCAGGAGAGUUCAUCCAAUGACACGACCUUCAGAUAUUGAUCCGUCCAGAGAACGAGCCUGGCACCGCCUUGAGCACCAAAGAGGAUAUGAUGACACCGUAAGUGCUAUUCGAUCUGUCAUGCCAGGUGCAGUUGUGGUUGGAGACUAUGCCAUUGAGGAUGGAGAUAGGUUGGCUGGCGAAAGAGAGAACGGCACUGGUGAAGUGAGUACGCCAUGGUGGACUACUUUCUUUCGGUUUCAGAUGUUUUUUUCAGCUGAUGGUGUCGGUGAACCUAGAGUAUGGUCAAGGCAUCGACGCCUCGGAGUAGCCUUAUCCGAGCGUAGGUUUCUCUGGGGUCACAGUCUCUUGGGGCUGCAAGAUGAGGAUGACGAAGAUGAUGCACACAUAUUAAGCGAUGUAGGUAAUGAUGCAUUUCCGAUCCCAAGAAGGCGUAGGCGACUGACGCGGCCGAGGUCAGAAGAAGAUCAGUCAUGA
Molecule: messenger RNA, 1297 nt
Organism: Hibiscus syriacus
Lineage: Eukaryota; Viridiplantae; Streptophyta; Magnoliopsida; Malvales; Malvaceae
Exons: 1
Coding region: 275-1297 (340 amino acids)
Source: RefSeq, a predicted model, not a curated record